Pseudocercospora fijiensis CIRAD86 is the source of this 1512-nucleotide messenger RNA. RefSeq lists its product as uncharacterized. Gene Ontology annotation, cellular component: cytosol; mitochondrion; cytoplasm. Gene Ontology annotation, molecular function: tetrahydrofolylpolyglutamate synthase activity; ATP binding. Gene Ontology annotation, biological process: tetrahydrofolylpolyglutamate biosynthetic process. The transcript has 4 exons. The record is from RefSeq and is a predicted model, not a curated record. Lineage: Eukaryota; Fungi; Ascomycota; Dothideomycetes; Mycosphaerellales; Mycosphaerellaceae. Bases 1 to 1512 code for a protein of 503 amino acids.
AUGGCAGCACAGGAUGCGCUCAAGUACCUCAACUCACUUCAGAACAACCACAAGGUCUUGGAAGAGCGUCGCAAGAACCCGCCCAAGGAUCUGACCAAAAAUGACUCGCUGCAUGAGAUGUUCCAGUGCGUCGAAGAUGCUGGCUACAAGCCUUCAGACUUUGAUGCUCUCAAUGCCGUACACGUCGCCGGGACCAAGGGCAAAGGAACAACUUGCGCAUUCGUGAACUCCAUCCUAAACCAAUAUCGCGAACGAUAUGGCUGCCCCAAGCAAAUCGGCUUGUAUACAUCGCCUCACCUUCUCAGCGUGUGCGAGCGCAUUCGUAUCAAUUCCAAACCGAUCACCGAACAGAAGUUCACGCAGUACUUCUUCGAGCUGUGGGACCGCCUGGAACAUGGUGCACGUCGAAGAGGAGCAGAUCCAAGACCCAAGCCUACGUACUUUCGAUAUUUGACUCUCCUGUCUUUACACGCUUUUGUCAAAGAAGAGGUGGAUGUUGCGAUCUACGAGGUCGGUAUUGGUGGUGAAUUCGAUUCCACGAACGUACUGUCCAAGCCAGCCGCCGUGGGCAUUACAUCGCUAGGCAUCGAUCAUGUACAAGUGCUCGGUAAUACCGUGGAAGAGAUAGCAUGGCACAAAGCUGGCAUAAUGAAACACGGCAGUCCAGCAUAUACCGUAGCCCAGCCAGAGGGCGCUAUGAAGGUUCUGCAGAAAAGAGCAGAGGAGAAGCAAGUCGUACUGAGAGAGGUCCCGAUUGCCAAAUGUCUGAGAGAGGUGCCGAUAGUUCCAGAUGAAGACUACCAAAAGAGGAACGCAGCUCUCGCGGUUGUCCUUGCAUCUCGUGUUCUCGAUAGGUUUGACCUGCCACUUGGUGCACACCAUGAAAACUUGCCCGAUCCCUUCAAAUGUGGACUGACGACUUCGCUAUGGCGUGGUAGAGGCGAGAUUGUGAGGCGCGAUUAUGGUACAUGGUACCUAGACGGAGCGCACACCACGGAAAGCCUGAAGAUUGUAUGCGACUGGUUCGGCAAAACCAUUCAAAGAGCAAGAAAAGAACGCGGCGAAGACCCGUUACCGAUCCUCAUCUUCAACCAGCAAGCAGAGACACGUAAUGCAAGACAGCUCAUCGACACUGUGCAACAGAGACUCCGGCAGGAGUGGGCCAUACAACCAGAAACGGCGAUUUUCUGCUCCAACGUGACGUACAAGAACAAUCAGUACAAGCCUGACUUCGUGGACAGCAAUUCAGACCCCAUGGCAGUGAAAACGUUAUCAAUGCAGCGUGAUUACUCACAAUGUUGGAAAGAAGCAGAUCCACAAUCGUCCGCUCACGUCGUUCGUUCCAUAGAAGAGGCCGUGGAGCUCGCCCGGGAGAUCUGCGAGAGACAGCUUGAGCGUCCGGCACACAUUCUCGUCACUGGAACCUUUCGAAUUGUUGGAGGUGCUUUGACUGUCCUGGAAGGUUCAAGCAUUGCUACAGAAGCUUCGACCACUGCUCCCUCAUCAGGUUGA